AUGAAUAGCAUAGUAAAAGUGUUUAGCAACUUCAAAGAGUUUUACAGUGAAAUAAAUGGCGCUACCUUAACAGGAGCAAUUGAUGUGAUAAUAGUCGAACAGCCAGAUGGAUCGUACAUGUGUUCUCCGUUCCACGUGCGGUUUGGAAAGCUUGGAGUGCUGCGCAGUCGGGAGAAGAUUGUGGACAUUGAGGUCAACGGUGAGCCUGUCGAUAUCCAUAUGAAGUUGGGAGAAUCAGGCGAGGCAUUUUUUGUCGAAGAGUGUCUUCCUGAUGACGAAGAGGUGCCAGCUCACAUGGCUACAUCGCCGAUUCCGAGCAGUUCGUUCAUUGCGACCUUUGACGCUUCGAUUGUUACUACUACGGAAAAGCAGCCAGAAGAUACUCUGCCCAGACCACGUCGUAAUUCGAUAGAUUUUUCCCAGGAAAAUGGAGACACGGAAAAGGCGAAAUUUGAGACAAAAUCCGACUAUAGUCACAGACGACACACGGACAAUACAACCGGCAGGCCCGAUUUGACACUUAAAAAAGAAUACACAACGCAGAAGAUACGCCAAGAGUGGGCCGAAGUUGAGCAAGAGCAAAUAUUCCAAAUGGAAGGCGUCGAGAGCUCCAAUACCUCCUGGAACAAUAGCACCCCUGUGGCGUCAGGCGAACAAGCAAAGCAUUUCAAACCAAUUGAUUCAAUAACAGAGUCGGAAAAAGCACCGAGCGCCGGACAGAAUGCUAAAGAUGAACAAACGUCACCGACGGCGGAUGAUAAGACUACGGCAGACUCCAAGUCGAAAAAGAAGCGAAGGAAGAAAUCCAUCAUGAAAAAGAAGAACUCGCAGCGCAAAAAUUCUUCAAGCAGUUCGGCUGGUUCUAACCACUCGGAUCAUAAUGAUGGUGCGGAAACAGAUAGCCUGACAGCCUCACAAGUGACCGCCUCAUCAAACAGUGGAUCACUCAAAGACAACGAAGACAUCGUUCCUAUUGUUGAACCACCAAUCGAAACUGAACCCUCGGUUGAACCAAAAGAAACCUCAGAACUGUCUCAGAACCGUAUCCAUGAGCUAGACAUUCACUUCUUCAGUGACACGGAAGUUGCCUCUGGUACAAGUCCUCGUCAGUCACGACCGUCGACACCAAUCCAGAGCGAUACCGAGUUUGAAAUCUCACAACGGGAGAACAUGGAAGGCGACAACAUGUCCGCUUCAUGGAAAUGGGGAGAACUUCCAACCAAGCCAGAUGACCCGGAGGAUCUCAACACUACCCAGGGAAAACAAGCUCAACGCAACUCAAUGCUUAGCGGAUUGAUGAGUUUUAUGAAGUAUAACAAAAAAUUACGCAAAAAUGUUCCUGAAGGGUUGUAUCUGUCGGACUUUGACGAAUCCUUGGAUCCUGAAGUUGCAGCUCUCUAUUUUCCGCCGUCGUCUUCCAAACCACAAACAGGGCAGAGCGAAGAGGAUCGGGAAAGUGGGAACGGUACCUCGCUUCCGCAGAGUCCAACAUCGCUGGAGGGAGUAAAAUCAAUGGAUUCUGAUUACGACGACACUAAAACGGAUAAAUUAGACUUUGUCGCGCUUUCACUAUGCGGUGGAAUUGAGAAUGGUGUUCCGUCGCACGAAGAGUUUGAGAAACAUCGUCUGUUGUACACGGACGUGUGCAACAAUCCUGCAUUGUUCUCGUCACCUGAUUUGGUUGUGCGUAUCAAUGAAAAAUACUUGUCCUGGGCGGUUGCUUGCCCGCAAGUCAUGACCAUGUUAGCAUUUCAAACGCUCCCCAACGAUGCUGGCGAUGCAUCGCAGAAAGGUCAACCCGAAGACGCAUCUGUUGAAGACGGUCCCAAUCAGCUGGAUGUGCAGAAGAAUAAAUCGCAAUCACAGCAGUCGCCGGCGGAAGCUGCUCGUGGUGGGCGUUGGUGGUACUGGCGUCGUUCAAAUGAUAAGUCCACAAUCAAGAUUGAAAACGAACAAGAAUUGUCCUUGCCAGAUGAGUCGAAAACUUCGGCGGCGGCGGCGACACAAACUUCCCGUUCAAAUACUCCCGAAGACUCGGCUGUGCCUUCGCUUGCCAGCACAAAUAAGGCCAAGGAAGACGGUUACAACGGGUCUUUGAGUUCCGAAGAUGCUGACUUGUCGGUGGAUCAAAGCGGUCGCAACGAGAGCAGCUACACUUUGAACAGUUCUGUUGAGAAGUAUAGAAAAACGCUGCGCUUGUCAUCGGAUCAAAUCGAUAGCCUCAACCUCAACGAGGGAACGAACGAAAUUGUCUUCAGCGUUACCACUGCCUACCAGGGCACAUCUCGCUGCAAGUGCUUCUUGUUCAAGUGGAAGUACAACGACAAGGUGGUCAUCUCCGACAUCGAUGGAACCAUUACAAAAUCUGAUGUGCUUGGUCAUAUUUUGCCCAUGGUGGGGAAGAAUUGGGAGCAAAUUGGCGUCGCUCAGCUGUUUUCGAAAAUAGAAGAAAACGGUUACAAGAUGCUGUACCUGUCGGCGCGUGCGAUUGGUCAAGCAAAGACGACUCGUGACUACCUUCAGUCGAUUAGACAGGGCGACGUAAAACUUCCCGAUGGGCCGCUUCUUCUGAACCCUACCUCACUGAUGUCGGCGUUCCAUCGUGAAGUGAUUGAGAAGAAACCGGAGCAGUUUAAAAUCGCUUGCCUGAGUGACAUUCAAGCUUUGUUCCCGGAUAAGAAUCCGUUCUACGCGGGUUACGGCAAUCGAAUCAAUGAUGUCUGGGCGUACCGUGCUGUUGGAAUACCAAUUUCUCGCAUAUUCACCAUCAACACAAAGGGAGAAUUGAAACACGAGUUGACCCAAACAUUCCAGUCUACCUACGCCAACAUGGCAUACAUCGUUGAUCAGCUAUUUCCACCGAUCAAGCACAUUGAAGCGGAGGAUAUCGAAUUUACCAGUUUCAACUACUGGCGGGAACCACUCGCAGACAUUGAUCUUUGUUUGGAUUUAUCGGGCAAUUCGCAAAGCGGAAGCGGCAGUUCAACACCCGUUGGCAGCGCCAGCGCCCUUCUUUCUGGCAAAGUGACCCCAACUAUCACCCUUGUGCAGCAGGCAUUGCCAACAAUUCCGGAAAAUUGAAACCAUAAAUUAUUCAUCCUUACACAACAAUAAUCAGUAUCUUAUAUAAAGAAAAAUGCGACAAAUAUUAUCAAGCUUCACUCGAACGAUUUCGCAGCUUAUCGCUGAAAGGUAUCUCCAUUGGAUGUAUUCAGCUUUGUUUCGUGCCUCGUGGAUAAGUUUGUUGAUUCAAAUCAUUUGUCAAUCCGUUUCUAUGUUGUAACAAGUUUAGUUUGGAAAUCCAGUAUGAAAGAUUGAAGUGUGCGUCUCUCGGAAAAUAAUAUAUUUUGAUACAAAACCUAGAAGGAAGCAUAACAUCCUAGAAUACGUCUCUCUGGUAUCAUCAUUCUAUGCUGAUUUUUCAUUUUUUUUAUUUUAUUUUAUUUUUUUUUUGCUAUGAUUGAUAAAUCCAAAAAACAGCACAUAAGUCUGUUUAUUAACUUGUGGUAGGUGACAAUGGUAUGUGAUAAUAAUUAUUUUUUUUAAAUUUAGUUCACGUUAUUUCUAAGAUUCAAGGCUCACAUGAUGAAUCAUUGAGACCAUUGAAAGAAACCAAGAAAUAAAGAAAAAAUCAUCCUUGUUUGCGAAUUUAUUUCUACAAAAGUAUGCAUCAAGUAUCAAACGAAACAAACUAACUGUUCAAAAGAAACGAAAACGCAAAAUCGCUUAGACAUGAUCGUUGAAUAAACGCUAAAUAUGCU
This is a messenger RNA of Culex quinquefasciatus (southern house mosquito), 3761 nucleotides long. It is a transcript of the gene Lpin, whose product is annotated as phosphatidate phosphatase LPIN2. Lineage: Eukaryota; Metazoa; Arthropoda; Insecta; Diptera; Culicidae. Gene Ontology annotation, biological process: fatty acid catabolic process; positive regulation of transcription by RNA polymerase II; cellular response to insulin stimulus. Gene Ontology annotation, molecular function: transcription coactivator activity; phosphatidate phosphatase activity. The record is from RefSeq and is a predicted model, not a curated record. Gene Ontology annotation, cellular component: nucleus.